Tribolium castaneum (red flour beetle) is the source of this 3927-nucleotide messenger RNA. RefSeq names its product myosin-10. The transcript is spliced from 21 exons. Lineage: Eukaryota; Metazoa; Arthropoda; Insecta; Coleoptera; Tenebrionidae. The coding region runs from base 215 to 3841 and encodes 1208 amino acids. The record is from RefSeq and is a predicted model, not a curated record.
UGAACAUAAGCCCAAAGAUUCAGUUCAACUGCUGUCUCUUCUCGGACCCCCCUUAGUUGGGGUCCCGAUCUAUUUUCGUCCCCAAUAACGCAGUAGGCGACGUAGUGGGGAAAAGUGAGCUGGGCACACAAACGUCAAAACAUGCCGUCCAUAUCGCACCACUAAAUCAACAAGAGCACGAAAAUUCAAAUUUUACGUUUCCCUCGCUGAAAAAAUGUCCAAAUCCAACACCGACAGGGACGUUUGCCCUGUUUUUGCCUCCAGUGGAAAAUGCGGUGAGCAGGACGCCCUCGACGUCAUGGAGCAGUUCCGCAGCUUCUACGAGAACAAACUCAACGAGAUCGACCACCAAGGGGGCGGCGACUGUCUCGAGCUCAAACUCAAGGUCCAGAGGAGAUGGAUCGACGAUCUCACCGAACAGACGCAAAUGAUGGCCAGAAUUGUCAAAGAACUGGAAGAUGAGGCCACGAACAGGGUCCGCAUGCUUGAGGAUAAGUUGCGGCAAACUUCCAAAAGUGCUUAUGAAGUGAUGAAAAGGUACCAAAACUACAGUAUUACACACAAUUUAGAUGAGCCUUUCCAGAAAGUUUUUUACUUGGAAAAUGAUUUGAAAAACUUACUGGAGUUUAUCAGGAGAAUUAGGGAGGACCGCAAGUGGAGUAUCGACGGACUGCAGUUUUAUGACAUCACUUAUAAAGAUUUGUUUGGCAAAGAACAGUACGAUAGCAAUGACAAUAAGGAAAGAAAUUUGGUUCCGGUCGCUUCCAAAGACGCAAAUAAGAGAAAGGGAACACCGUCCGAGGCGAAAGCCGACGAAUCGGUUGACGAAAAUGAGAACAACAAAUGCGGUGAUGUUUUUGAACAGUUGAAAAGGAAAACAAUCGAAUAUGAAGCACUCAGGCAGUCAAUGUUGGAUAUGAGAAGUGCUCUGACCGAAGAAGUGGCCUGUAAGCACGACAUGAUUUCGGCCCUUAAAAAAGAUAUUCAACAGUUGGAGGAACGGUGCGUCCAAGCUGAUAAACAAACAGCCUUCAAGGACGAUAUAAUCAAAGAGUUGCGGAAGGAAAUUAAACAGUUGAAGCAACAAAACAAUGACAAUGAAGCGUCUUUGAGGAAACAACUGGACGAGGCCCACCAGCUGAUCAAACGAAUGAAACCUUGCGUGGAUGUCACGACAACGUUCACGGACAUGGACAACACUUCGGCCGCCAGGCGCCGCGAAAAAGACCUCGAAGACGAAAUUGAGCGUCGCCAACGCGAAGUGAACGAACUCAAAACCAAAUGUGUCGACUUGGAGAAAUGUUUGGCCAGUUCGCAAGGCUGUGCUGCCAAUUUACAAAAAGCGGUCGAUUUGUAUCUCAAUUCCAUUAACGUAUUGGAAGCGUCAGAAGAAAGGGCCAGGAUUGAGAUCGAGCAACAGAAAGUUACCAUUGCUAAUCUCCAACAGGCUUUAGUUUGUGUCAAACAUGAGUUAGACGAAUUGAGACAAAACAAUCAACAAGAAAUCAGUCACUAUCAGUACUUGUGUGACGUUUUUUACGUCAAUUUGUUAGACUUGGAGGAACAAAAGCACAAACUUGAGGCCGAAAAAAACAAAGUUAUAGAGUCGUAUAAAAAACUGAGAGAAUGUAAUUUCGAAUUGGAAGUUGAGCAUUUUAACGCCUUGCAAGAUUUGGCAAUUUCCGAGACACAAUUACACAAAUAUCAAGGGGAAUUUAGGGCUUUUGAGGAGGCUGUUGUGUGCGGCAAAGGUGAGAUUAAGAAAUUGCGCCACCAAAUACGCUACUACGAGCACGUGAUUGAUUGUUUCAAGCAUGAAAUGACGGCUAUGUCGGAACAACUCAUUAAUUUGCAAGAAAUUUUGAACUUAUCGAACAAGUCAUGUAAGGAGGAAAACGGUCAGUUACAUCGCGCUGUAAUUGAGUUACAACGCCUCAGCGAGAAAUUACAGUCAGAUUUGGUCGAUACUGAGAAAAAGGCCUUGGUUGAAAAUCAGAUGAAUCUACUCAAAGAUGCAAAAAUCGACGAAUUACAGCUGGUCAUUAACCAGAAAAAUGCCGACUUGAAUAUGCACGAUGAUGCGAUCAACGAUAUGAAAAUGCGGCUUGAAAAUGCAAUUUUGGAAAAUCACGAAUUGCAAAGUACUAUUGUUUCACUGAAUGCGACAAUAAUGCAACUGCAGUGCAAUCUAGACUGUCGCGAGUUCCAGAAAAAUGAUACUGGGUGUGAAGACCGAAAUUGCAAAAAGUGGCAAAAACUUCAAGCCGAAUAUCGGCAACAGUACGAACUGGUCAAAAACAUGGAGAGAGAAUUGCACCGAAUGAAAGACAAACAUCGGGAAAAAGUCAAACAUUUGCGGCAAGUGAACGAAGACUUGAAAGAUAGAUUGGCGACGAGCGAAUUGGACAACCAACAUUUGCACAAACAGGUGAAGGAGUUGAAACAAACGGGGCGAAAAGACUGUUCCAAGGAACAUGAGUUGGCUCAAGGCAAACAAAUUGUUAUAGAAUUGAGGCAAACAUUAAUUGAACUGAACGAUACUUUGGCCGAGUGUGAUUUCCAGUGUGCCCUUGGUGACGAGUGUCAUUACACUGCUCCAAGGGGGGUGGAUAAGUGUGACUGUUAUACGGGGUGUCGGGACGAAAUUUCAUUAUUUAAGAAAUUGGCCGAGAAUUUGAAGGACAAGUUGGUUGAAAUGAGGAAAAAACUUUCGGACGCUGAGUUGCGUAACAAAUCAUUAAGUGAGGAACUGAAAAAUAAGGACGUGAGACUGAACGAUUUGCAAAAGAGGGCUGAAAUGCACGUCAGUGAGCUUAAGCGACAAGUGGCCGAACUAGAAGCUCGCAAUAAAAUACUCAACGAUGAAUUGAAGUCGAAAGAUGUGCGAGUUGGUGAAGUUCAGAAGAGGGCAGCAAAGAAGGAAAAAGAGCACUGUCAGUGCAUUCAAGAACUGACCGAAAAACUGAAAGAUUCACAAGAGGAGGAACGGCGUUUAUCCGAGUUUAUUGAUAAUUUGAAACGUGAAGUGCAGAAGAAAAUUGAUGAUAAGAAAGCCGUGGCUAACUUUUGCGAAUGUAACGAAAUCAGUGAGACGCAGGAAGAAAUUAGCACGUUGAAAGUCGAGAUCAAGAGCAUGAUAUCGAAUCAAUUGGCUCUGAAUAGCGAGAAUGAUAAGUUGCUGAAACAAGUGACCAGUUUACAAAACACUAUCGUGUCCCUGGAAGAGAAGAAUCGACAGUUGAAGCAGAAAUUGGACAAAUUACACGCUGAAACUAAAAAUUUGAAAGAAAAAAAUAAGUCUUUGACUCGUGAGAAGGAAACGUGCGCUCAAACGAUCAGAAAUUUGGAGUUGGAGUUGAACGAUGCCAAAAACAAUCGAGAUGAUUUGUGUACGGAGAGUAGGUGUGUUGUUAACAAUGUUAAAGCCUGGCUGGAGGAACAAAGGAAGAUCAAUGAUAGAGUGAAGAAAAAAACCCAGUGUUAUUGCGAAACAAUUGCCAAGUUAAAACAAGAGAAUGAGUCGUUGAAUACAGGCCGGAAUUAUUGCACACCUUGCAAUAAAACAAAAAACGAAAGGGGCUGUCGGCCUUGCUCGCCCCCCGUUGAUUGGUUUAUGGGCUCGCAGGGUUCAUCGAAUAGCCCCCCUGAGAGCCCUCCUGAUAGUUGUGCUUGUAGCAUUGAGGAGUGGUAUUCCCCCAAUUUUAGGGACGAGGAGACCGACGACCAGUGUGAAGAGUUCAUUAACUCGCUCGAGGCCGUAACGCAAGAAAUCCGCGAAAAUAACAAAAAAUGGAAUUGCAAAGCAAUGUCAAAAAUUUGUGGUGGGCGAAACAAAAAGUGACAGCGUAUUUCUUAUUUAUACAAUAUUGUAGUUUUGUACUUUUAUAUAACGAGUGACUGCAAUAAAGAUGUGUACUUACAAAAUAA